Rana temporaria (common frog) is the source of this 3162-nucleotide messenger RNA. RefSeq names its product forkhead box N1 (gene FOXN1). Bases 556 to 2538 code for a protein of 660 amino acids. Gene Ontology annotation, biological process: regulation of transcription by RNA polymerase II. Gene Ontology annotation, molecular function: transcription cis-regulatory region binding; DNA-binding transcription factor activity, RNA polymerase II-specific. Lineage: Eukaryota; Metazoa; Chordata; Amphibia; Anura; Ranidae. The record is from RefSeq and is a predicted model, not a curated record. The transcript has 11 exons.
CUGCCUGCCUUAUUUCAACUGAUGUAAUCUCAGAUCUAUUUCAACAUGCUUUUUUUUUCUACCUGAAUCCUCUCCUUUCCUGACAUGUUGUCUGAUCUAAUACCUGGGCUACACCAGAAGCAGCAGCACGCUGAUGUGCUUCACUAGGAAGGUAAGAGGAGACAACUUACAUCUUCCACCAGCAUUCUAGAACUCAUGCGUGAAAGCCAAAGUAAGCAAGGCGCACAAGUCCUUCAACACAGCCCAUCUAUUUAAUGCCCAGGAAAGCCACAGUGACAUUCCCAACUGGAAUACAGGAGUGAUACUUACUGGGUUACGCUUCUUUUUACUCUCUUCAAGACUCAUCAUCAAGUUUGCAGAAGUGUAUACAACUUUCUGAGGACUGUACUACAUUUUCAGUUUUUAUUUAGAUCAUAAAAGCAAGAAACUUGACAGAUAUAUGAUUGAUCUAUUUGUACAAAAUAAAACACACAUUUCCUGGAGAAAAAUAAUUCUACCCUCCCAAUGAAAUCACUGAUGGAUGUUACAGAAGCAAGUUUUCUUUUAUGAGAUCACAUGGAAACUGAAAAGGACAGUUACUCUCAGCUAGAAGAAGAGAUGGUGAACUUGCAAACAGGAUUUUUACCCAGCCAGGACCUUGUGGGAUCUUCAUUGAUGCAGGAUCAAUCGAGUAUGACUUUCACCCCAGGAUCUCUGGACAGUGAUUGUUCUCCCGUAAACCAAUCAGAUGACGGAAUACAGGAUCAGACUGGUUCAAUGGCAUCUUGUUUGACAAUGGACAACUAUGGAGAGCAAGCACAUGACUCUGACAGUCAGACUGAAAGGAAGAGCUCAGAUUCUUCCAUGAGCCCUGAUCUCUCUUUAUCACCCCAGGACCACAUUCCCAUGAGAUUUCCAAGCAAAGCCUCCCCCAGUGAAGGAUACAGGAGAUACAGUUGUGAUGAGUCCACUGAAAACAGCUAUGGGAAGUUUGGCAAAGAAAAACAUCAGUUUCACCCUUACAAAAGACAGUUCAGCGACGUGUUCCCUGAAAGUCUGAAUUCUCUGUCUCUUGGUGAGAAGCCAUUCAAAGGCAUGGAUGGAAUGGAAAGCUUUGACAAUGUUUGUGGACCUCCUUGCCCUGAAGAUACUGAAACUUUUGCACCCCUCAUUCCUGAUAUAUCAGAUGAGACAGCAUGGUGCAAUAAUCUACAGUACACUUCCAGUCAUGAAGAAGGAUCGCAGAUGAUGCUGGGCUCGGAUGUGAAACUUAAGCCUCACUCUUUGGUUAUGCGACAACAAGAGAAAGAGCAGAGGAUGUAUUGGUCCCAAUCUCCAACACAGCAGAUCUAUUGUACACCACAGACAUUUCCACAGUAUUCUACAGGUGGGAGCUAUCCCAUCACAUACAUUUCUGCAUCACACUACCCUUAUCAAAGGAUUGCACCACAAGCUGGCAUAGAGCCACAACAGCCUCUCUUCCCCAAACCUAUCUAUUCCUACAGCAUCCUAAUAUUUAUGGCCCUGAAGAACAGUAAAACGGGAAGCCUUCCUGUGAGUGAGAUCUAUAAUUUUAUGACGGAGCACUUUCCUUAUUUCAAGACUGCUCCAGAUGGGUGGAAGAAUUCUGUGCGUCACAAUUUGUCCCUCAACAAGUGCUUUGAAAAAGUAGAAAAUAAAUCCGGAAGUUCUUCUCGAAAAGGAUGUUUAUGGGCACUGAACCCAGCCAAGAUUGACAAGAUGCAAGAAGAACUGCAAAAGUGGAAGAGAAAGGAUCCUGUCACCGUGAGGAAAAGCAUGGCUAAACCAGAGGACCUUGACAAGCUGAUAGGAGAGAGAACAGAGAAGCUCAGGUCCACCUUGUUAGCUUGCAGUGCCUCGGGUUUAAUGAAUACAUCUGCUUCAAUGCAGCUGACCAUGCACGAACAAACCAUUUCCUCCCUGCAGCCCAUGCAUGAGAUGUCUGAGUCUAUGCAUGGAAAAAAGCAGCCACCAUGCUAUAAUUCACUACCACAUGGCUACCCUCAGAUUUCACCAGCAAUGAUUCAGCAGCCCCAUGGCUUGGCUCAGAACCAUUUUUCUUCAGCAGAUAACCAAGAUGAAAUAAAUACACAACCCCUUAAUCCCCAGGACUCUCCAAUACCUGCCCAUACCCCACCUCUUCACAAUAUGAAUAUGAUUACAGAGCAUUCCCCAACCAGGACCAUGCAUGACCACCUGAUAGAAGGGGAGCUGAGCACUGACAUUGAUGCCCUCAAUCCUUCACUUACCGACUUUGAACUUCAAGGAAAUCUAUGGGAGGAGCUAAAGGAUGACAGCCUCAAUAUGGAUCCUAUCAAUCUUAUAUCAUCUCCAGCAACCCCUUCUUCACGACAUUACUUCCUACACAAUGGCAACUGUGAGAGUAACAACAAUGACAUCCACUCUCCGAACAGUAACUCCCAUAUUGGAUUAGGAGAUAUCCAUCUCACGCCUGUUUAUUCCUCAUUCCUGGAGAUGGACAAUGCUGUUCCUUCAUAUAUUAAUAGCGCAGGAUCCAAACAUGUUGCAAUAGUUUAAAGUGACUGACACUAUUAUUAGCUCAGCAUUUUUCUAUGCUAUACUCAAGCUACACCUAUGCACACUAAAACAUAUAUAUAUAUGAAACUGCACCAGUAAGACCCCUUUCACACUAAUAGCACAGCCUCAUUACCGGUAAAGCGUCACUAGUUUUAGCGGCUCUUUACCAUCCUUUUAGCGGUACUUUUUGGCCACUAGCAGGGAGCUUUUAACCCUGAGGCUGUAGGGGAGACAUUUACAUGCGCCAUUUUUAGCCCUUUAGUGCCUGAAAAACGCCUUCAGUGUGAAAGGGGUCUAAUAUAAGGGGAUUCUACGCUUUAGCAACUCUGCCUGUAAAACAAAGUCCAGACACAAACAAAAUAAAAAACUGACUGUGUUGUCUUUUGUAUAGUUUUCAGUGUAGUGAUGGUAUAGAGCAGUGUUCUCCAAACAGGGGCCCAGGGGCCGGAUGUGGUCCUUUGCUUGCUUUUAUCUGGCCUUUGGGACACCAUUCCCCCUACUGAAACCAUCAAUGGUGCACGAUUCUUCUGAUUGACAUCACCAAUUUCACCUACCGUAUAUACUCGUGUAUAAGCCGAGUUUUUCAGCACAAUUUUUUGUGCUGAAAAUGCCCCCCUUGGCUUA